Colletotrichum higginsianum IMI 349063 is the source of this 243-nucleotide messenger RNA. RefSeq lists its product as uncharacterized. The record is from RefSeq and is a predicted model, not a curated record. The transcript has a single exon. Bases 1 to 243 code for a protein of 80 amino acids. NCBI's taxonomy places the organism in Eukaryota, Fungi, Ascomycota, Sordariomycetes, Glomerellales, Glomerellaceae.
AUGCGAGCGUACCGUACUUUUCUUUACAAGCCACGGGCGGCGGCGGAUGUAGUUGGAAGUCCUAAUGGCCGCAUCCUGACAAUAGAGAAGGCGAAGGAACCCUCGGCAGGAUCCCAAGCUGGGCUGCAGCUGCGCCUGUUCCUGAAUGGCACAUGCGGAGCGUGGCGGUAUGGCAGCAUGGAUAGACUGGAAUGGACGCCGGAAUGGACAAUGAUGCUGGAGCGCCCAACUCUGGUCAGGUGA